AUGGCGUACACGUGCACAACAGGGUGGGCUGAUCUCCCGUUCGAUGUCCUGGACGGUGUCAUCGCGCGCCUCCCGUUCCCCGGCGACCGCGCCCGCUUCGCCGCCGUCUGCCGCGCAUGGCGCUCCGCCGCGCGCCAGCUCCCCAGCCACCUCCCGUGGAUCGUGUUCCCGAGCGGCACGUUCUGCACCGCCGCCCAGGGCGCAGCCUGCUUCUCGAUCCCCGGACUUCCCGAGGACGCGACCUGCCUCGGCGCCGCCCACGACAGCUGGCUCGCGAUCGACUGCACGGACGACGUCGUCCGGCGCACAACCAAUGUGGACAGAUGGUUGUGCAAGGACACGGGGGAGCUUCUCAUCUACGCCAGGCGCAACGUGAAGCACAAGCACACUUACCUCCUGCACAACCCCUUCAGCAGCGUCACCGUGCCGCUCCCCGAGCUAGACGCCGUCGCCGGCUACAUGGCCGAGACCUUCGACAUCCGUAAGAUGCUCAUGCGUUCGCCGGCUCCAGACGAUUUCAUUGCCGUCACGACCAACAACUGCAACUACAACAUUAUCUUAUGCCGUCGUGAAAAGGGUACGUGUGUGCUACCCUACUACAGGAUCAUUGAUGUCGUGUUCCUUAGAGACACGCUUUAUGGGAUCACCUCGGGCGAAGAACUCCUCGCCUUCCACCUCGGCGAGGAUGAGGAUGGGCGGCCUAAUGUUACCAGGAUCGAACUAGUCAUCAAGAACCCAUUGUCUAGGUAUUAUUACGGUGAAUUUCCAUGGUCCUGGCCUCAAGACGUAGUUGACACAAGUGACAAGGAGGUUGGUCAAGAUAACCAUAAUAAUGCUGGCGAAGAGGUGUCAGAUAGCAAUGAGGAGGACGAAGAUUUAGGCGAUGACGCAGAGGAACCUAACCAAGAAGAGAAUGACAACGGCGCCGAUGAGGGAUACCAAGAGGAGGAGGAGGAGGAUGAUGAUGAUGAGCUAGCAGACCAAGCAUUUGGAGGAUAUCUUUAA
Molecule: messenger RNA, 1005 nt
Organism: Miscanthus lutarioriparius
Lineage: Eukaryota; Viridiplantae; Streptophyta; Magnoliopsida; Poales; Poaceae
Source: the annotation of a GenBank genome assembly